ACAAUUGAAAGUGAAGUAAAGUCGUGAAAUGAACUUUAGCUUUUAUCAUGUUUUCAUAAAUUUUGUUUUAUUGCGGAUGUAAUAGUGAAAUAAAAAAUAGGAAUUAAUUGUAGCAAUUUGUAAGUAACUGUCUUACAUGGGUUAUUUACUUCAAAGUUAUGAGCAUGGAUAAUAUAAAAAUGCUCUCGGGUGAAGAGCUACUAAAUAAAGGCAUAACAAAGCUGGAAGUUACAUUACCUAUUUUAGGUUUGAAAGAUAUUAGUCCUGACGGAUCAUGGUUGGAGCAAAAACAAAUACAAUCUGCUGUGGAAACCAGAAAACAUCUCAUUGAAGCUCAAAGAAUUGAAAAAAGAGGAGUUCUUAGUCAUGCAGUGUGGCACGAAAAACUUAGAUUAGCAGAAGUAACUCAACUAACUGGUAGCCACUGGCAAUUCUACGGUCAUACUAAGGACAGGAAACUAUAUCUCAGACCUGAAGAAGCAUUAUUUUUGAUGGAAGUUAAUUGUCUUCUAUUGACAUAUAAUGAGAUCAUAGUAUCUCUGCAACAAGCUUACAGUUUGUUACUUCGUGAUGAAGUCUGUAUUAAUAAGUAUAAAGUUUACAGCUAUUUGAGUCGUCUGGGUUAUAAAGUAUUUCCCCAUGUAAACUUGAAUAAAGAAAAUGCUAAAAGUAAAAAUAAGACAGAAGAAAACUGUGAAAUAGUUAUUGAUAAAACUCAAAAUGAAACAGAAAACGCAGUAGAUAUUAAUAAAAAAGAAUGUAAUGAUAAUGAACUUCAAGAAACCGAAACCUCCAUAAAUGAAGAGAGAUGUGAACCUAUGCAAGUCGAAAAUGAUACGACUGAAAAUAAAUGUAAGCAAUAUAGUGAUAAUGAAGAAAAUAAAAAGAGUAAUGAUGAGUCAUUUGUCAAUGACGCAAAUGAUAAAUCUAAUUCGGUUCCUGAAUACAUAAAAGAUAACCAGGAAAUACAUAUGGAUGCUGAAAGCAUUGAUGUAGAAGAAAAAGAAAUGGAAUCCACAUCACAAAAUGAUAAUGAAACCGGCGGAUGCAUAUUUUACACCAACAUACAAAAUGAUAAAAACCCUCUAACAAAGUUCAUUGAGUUGAAAUUGAAAAAACUCAAAAGUAGACAAUUAAAAGCACAUCACAAUACUGACAUUCACACACAUUUUGAUAACUUACCAAACUUAUUGGAAAAUCGUGUAGUGACAGUCAAUGUACCUAAAGAAGAACUUAUACCAAAAAAUAUAUUUUUAAAUAAUUUGAGCUAUGUACUUAAUUUGGACAACAUAUCAUCAAAAAAUGUAACAUCACCAGGGUCUGAAUCAAGGACGUACAGUAUAUCAGAUGAGGUAAACGGUGAUCAUGUUAGGCGCGUAACGAAUUCUACACAAAAUAGAUCACAAAACAUAGUAGUACCACCACUAUAUCAAACUUUUCGCCAGAACUCGGGCUUCCGACAAUUCCAAUAUUGGAGACCACGUCCGAAUCUUAAUUAUUUUCAUUUUAACCUGUUUUUUCAAAGGCCUUUCAUGACUAAUUUGAAUACGCCUAGAUUCCAGUUCUACCCGAGAACUCAUAUUCCCAUGUUCCCUAGAUACUUUACCAGUCCUACUCAAAUAAACGUAAGUAACAAUUUACAUUCGCAAAAUAAGGAAGAGAACACACGUAAAAGAAAAAGAGACACUGCAAGGAAACAUCACUUAGAAUCAAUAAAAAAACUAGCAGAAAGAUUGCACAAUCUUGUUUCAACAGGUAAUACACAAACACAAAAUAUUGAAGCACUUCAAAGACUAAUACAUACAUACAAUAUCCGGUAUAGAACAAAAAUUCGUUUAACAAAUCAAUUUGAUAUAAUAAACGAUGAAACAAUAAUAGAAACCAUAGAACUUGAUGAUGAUGACGAAGAAGAGGCGAAAAGGAGACGUAUUGAUAACGGUAGUAGUUUACGUGAUCUGCAUCUGAAAAAAAUCCGACAAAUAGCAUGUAGACUAAGACAAUUAGAAAAGGAAAAUAAGGCAUCUCCCCGACACAGAAGAGCUCUCUCGGGACUUAUUAGAACGUACAAUAAGUCAUAUAAUGCCGAUAUUUACACAAACGAAACCAAUGAAAUUUUAGAUCGCCAAAGUGUUACACUCGAUUCGAGUUCUGAACCAGAUUGUGUAAUCGAAGAUAACCCUGUGAUGAAACCUGGAAAAAAAUUACGGAAUCCAUUCAGUAUUCUAAAAAGGCUUUCUGAAAAACAAAUGUCAGCUACCUCUCCAACAACUAGUAGACAAAACAAUAACAAUGAAGAUGCGAAUGAAUCUAAUAAAAUUCAGAUUUCCGAAAAUAAAGUGUUAGAUUCAACAUCUGCCAAUAGUUGGUUUCCUGAUCCAAAUGAUUUUGGAAGGCCUGAAGUACUGAGCCACGAUAAUAUGAAUAUACGCAUUAUAGAAUCGAAGAAGGAGGAGUAUGUUUUUGAAUUUUUAAAAGAUAAUGCAGUGGAAUUUAAUAAUUGGGUAGAAGCAAAAAUAGCAUUCCUAGAAAGCAUUGAAGAAACUAAUGCAAUCUUCCAGACUGAAGCAAUGAAAGUAAAUAAUGUAGAAAUCAAAUCGAUCAUUAAAUCGGAAGAUUGUACUGAUAUGCCAACUGUCUUGAAAAAGUUAAGUAUUAUUAAAAGAAAUAAUACAACUAGCAUUGAUAUUAAUCUCAGUGUGGAUUUUGAUGUGUACAAUAGAAAUGUUCAAAACUUUCGUAAAUCGAACUGUCCCACGCCUCACUUCAGGAUUGUAUGUUUGAACGACAUUUCACCCUUCCCGUCAAGUACCGAUAUAGCAAGUCUCCAUUCAAAAUACAAAGACGACGUAAUGAUCGUAUUCGCGAUUGUCGGUUUUUCAUCUAUAUCUUUCAUACAAAUGUACCCAGUCGACUCGCCAGUGUACACCUCGUCUAAUAAUUAAUGUGAUUAAUUUAUUGCAAGGUAAAAAUAAAACUUGUUAUUUUUU
Diatraea saccharalis (sugarcane borer) is the source of this 2987-nucleotide messenger RNA. The record is from the annotation of a GenBank genome assembly. NCBI's taxonomy places the organism in Eukaryota, Metazoa, Arthropoda, Insecta, Lepidoptera, Crambidae.